This is a messenger RNA of Anastrepha ludens (Mexican fruit fly), 2262 nucleotides long. It is a transcript of the gene pix, whose product is annotated as protein Pixie. Gene Ontology annotation, molecular function: ATP hydrolysis activity; ribosomal small subunit binding; ATP binding. The record is from RefSeq and is a predicted model, not a curated record. The transcript has 7 exons. The coding region runs from base 88 to 1923 and encodes 611 amino acids. Lineage: Eukaryota; Metazoa; Arthropoda; Insecta; Diptera; Tephritidae. Gene Ontology annotation, biological process: translational initiation; translational termination; ribosomal subunit export from nucleus.
UGUAGUCCGUCUUUUGACAUUCCCUUUUGAAAUUCCUUAGCGAGGUGUUUAGUUCGCCGUGUUUAGUAAAUUUUCUAAUAUUUCAGCAUGUCGCGCAGAAAGGAGAAUGAGGAGACGGAUAAACAGACGCGUAUUGCCAUAGUCAGCGAUGAUAAGUGUAAACCAAAGCGUUGCCGACAGGAGUGCAAGAAAUCAUGCCCCGUUGUGCGCAUGGGAAAGCUUUGCAUUGAAGUAACGCCCACAUCCAAAAUCGCUUCGCUUUCAGAAGAACUUUGCAUUGGUUGUGGUAUCUGCGUUAAGAAAUGCCCAUUCGAGGCUAUUACCAUUAUUAACAUACCCAGUAAUUUGGAGAAGCACACCACCCAUCGAUAUGGCAAAAAUUCAUUUAAACUUCAUCGCCUUCCAAUUCCACGACCUGGUGAAGUGCUUGGAUUGGUUGGUCAGAACGGUAUUGGCAAGUCGACGGCAUUAAAAAUUCUCGCCGGCAAACAAAAACCAAACUUGGGAAGAUACAGCGAUCCACCAGAUUGGACCGAAAUUUUGGCUUACUUCCGUGGUUCUGAGUUGCAGAAUUAUUUUACCAAAAUAUUAGAGGACAAUUUGAAAGCGCUCGUAAAACCACAAUAUGUUGAUCAGAUUCCAAAAGCGGUGCGUGGUGCAGUUGCUGAACUGCUCGAUAAAAAAGACGAACGCGAGAACCAGCAAGAAAUUUGUAGAAUGCUAGACCUGCUGCACAUACGUGAUCGCGACAUUGCACAAUUAUCUGGUGGUGAAUUACAGCGUUUUGCUAUCGCCAUGGUAUGCAUUCAGGAUGGUGACAUAUUCAUGUUUGAUGAACCAUCAUCUUACUUGGACGUAAAACAGCGCCUAAAUGCUGCUUUAACUAUACGAUAUUUGCUGCACCCAACAAAGUUUAUUAUCGUUGUGGAACACGAUUUGUCAGUUUUGGAUUAUCUCUCCGACUUCAUUUGUUGUCUGUACGGUGUGCCAGGUGUUUACGGUGUAGUUACAAUGCCUUUUUCGGUGCGUGAAGGAAUUAAUAUAUUUCUUGAUGGUUUUGUGCCAACCGAAAACAUGCGUUUCCGCACUGAAUCACUAACCUUUAAGGUUUCUGAAUCAGCUACUGAAGAGGAAAUUAAACGCAUGAAUCAUUAUAUAUAUCCCGCCAUGAAGAAGACAUUGGGCAAAUUUGAAUUAACUGUGGAACAAGGUCAUUUCAGCGAUUCUGAAAUUCUCGUACUCUUGGGUGAAAAUGGUACCGGAAAAACGACCUUCAUUAGAAUGCUGGCUGGAAAUUUGCAACCAGACGACGAAGUAGACUUGCCAGUGUUAAAUAUAUCGUACAAACCCCAGAAAAUUUCACCCAAGUUCCAAAACUUGGUACGUCAUCUGCUGCAUGAUAAAAUUCGUGACGCGUAUGUGCAUCCACAGUUCAUUGCCGACGUUAUGAAACCUAUGAAAAUCGAGGAAAUUAUGGAUCAAGAGGUUCAAAAUUUGUCUGGUGGUGAAUUGCAAAGAGUCGCUUUGGUAUUGUGUUUGGGUAAGCCAGCCGACGUAUAUUUAAUCGACGAACCUUCAGCUUAUCUCGAUUCUGAACAACGUUUGGUUGCGGCUAAGGUCAUAAAAAGAUUUAUUCUACAUGCGAAACGUACCGGUUUCGUCGUAGAGCACGAUUUCAUCAUGGCUACUUACCUGGCAGAUCGCGUUAUUGUACUCGAAGGUCAACCCUCAGUAAAAACCACGGCUUUCUCUCCGCAAUCGUUAUUGAACGGCAUGAAUCGUUUUCUGGAACUAUUAGGCAUCACCUUCCGCAGAGAUCCUAACAACUUCAGGCCACGUAUUAACAAAAAUAACUCAGUUAAGGACACUGAGCAGAAACGUUCUGGACAAUUCUUCUUCUUGGAGGAUGAUGCGGGCAAUUAAACAGUCACUUUGUAUAAAUAAUACACAAUUAGUUACUCAGAAUCGGAAAAUAUUUAGACAUCUUUUUUAUGCAUUCAGUUUUGUAUUCAAGACAAACAUAGCUCAAUCCAACUUUUUGUUGGUAUAUCUUAAGUGCUGAUUUGUAUUUUUGUAUUGUUCUUUGCUUGGUCAUUACUUUGUCUUGUAAUGUUUUUUAUGAUCCAGAAAGCAUUACAGAAUUUUAUGUUAAAAACUAUUUUGUACAACUUUUCAAUAGUAAAAUCAAGAAAAUAUUGUAAUAGAAAAAUUAUGAUAUACAUACAAGAGCAAGAUAAAGGGAGAUCAGAUGCAUAAGCUAAA